Molecule: messenger RNA, 4353 nt
Organism: Plasmodium coatneyi
Lineage: Eukaryota; Apicomplexa; Aconoidasida; Haemosporida; Plasmodiidae
Product: DNA helicase
Exons: 3
Coding region: 1-4353 (1450 amino acids)
Molecular function (GO): ATP-dependent chromatin remodeler activity; ATP binding
Source: RefSeq, a predicted model, not a curated record
AUGACAAGCUCAAAUUAUUUUAAAAAUGGAGCGAAUAAUUAUGAAGAAUGCGUUGGCAAUUUGGGGGAGGAAAGCUAUGAUAGCGACGUCAUAGAAAUUAUAAGCUUAAAUGAGAACCAGCCCCGGUGCAACACGGUGUCAAGAUUUGCUAACAUUGGGGGAGUGCGUCAUGGAAGGAGUAACUACGGCACGUCGAUGGAGGGAUUCAGCGACAUCGAAAUUAUAGAGGAUAUAAACAUGUACAACUAUGAGCAGAUAAAGUUAGCCAGGAUGAAAGAAUUCGAGGCGUCGAACAGGAGAGCAGAAUUGAUAAGAGACAAAGGAGUCUUCUUUGAGUACUACCUAGGGUGCAUAGAAACGGACUCCAUUAUUCUAUCUAGCGAAAUAUGCGACGUAAAGAGUGACAAGGAUAUUGAGAUCUGCUACGAGAUAACACCGAAAUCGACCAAGCGGUCAUAUUCCCCCAUGUAUAUGCUAAAGGUGAAUAAAAAUUAUGUUAUGUCUAACGACUAUAUUAAGGUGAUAGGUAGAAACAUUCCCACAAGUAAUAAAAAAGUUAAGAAAAAAAAAGUGCUAACAAAGAAAGGUAAUAAUUCUCCACUAUGCAAUGAAGAAUAUUCAGAAGUUAAUGUCGAAUCCAAUAAAAUUAUAUCGGCAGAUAAAAAGUUCGUAGAAUUUGAUAAGUGCAAAAGUGAAAUUUUAAAAGAUAUAAAUGAGGGCUACUCAUGCAUAAGAAUCAAGCAUAAUAAUAAUAGAGAUGUCUCAAAAAUUAAGAGCAAUUUGUCUAAAACGUUAUGUGUACUCCUUGUUUUGAAUGCUAUCAGAAUAGAAAUUAUGUUAGAAAAAGUUUCCUUAUGUGAUUUAAAAUUUGGGGGGAGUUUAAGAACCUUUAUUCAUGUCAUUUUAUACCCUGAUUCUUUUAAAAUUGACUCUCAUAAAUUUCAUGAGUAUAAUUCUUUAAUUAAAUACAGUGUUGAUAAUUUAUUUAAGGAGCUUAGAAUCACGCCAUUGCGGUUAGCCAAAAAUGUUGACAUGGAUUCCUUUGAAAGUGCUCAUAUUAAGAUAAAUAAGGGAAGUUUCCUAUCCCCUUCCAGCAGUGUUCUUAAGGGCGACCCUUCCAUGUAUGGUAACAAGGACCGGGCGGGGGACACCUCCUUUGGUUUCAGCACCCCCUACAAGGCGCUCUGCGGCCCGAGGAGAUCCGUCUUAGACCCGGCUGCCCUCAGCGUAACCAAGGAGGAAGACGAAAUUUUGGACUCCCUCAGCGAAAACGAGAUGGAGGAAAACAACGAAGAAGCAACGAACAUGGUUUUUGUGGAAGAGAAAUAUCGCGGAGGGUAUUUACUAGAAGAGUUCGAGGAAAUUCACCCGGACAAGUUUUACUUCAAACCUACGCUGAAAACGUACCAGGCGGAAGGCGUGUGGUGGAUGUACACCAAGGAAAACCCCCCCGAAUAUUUCAAAGAGAAAAACAGAAAAAAAGAGGACAUAAAAGAAAUCGUUAUUGAUGAAGUCGUUAAGGAUAACACUAACUUUAAAGGCGUGGCAAGGAACAGGACGCAGGUGCAUUCCAUAAUAAGUGCGAAGUUCGCCCCGAAGGUGGAUCUGACGGAGGGCCCUCUCUCCGAUUGUAAAGUAGAGCAGAGUGGAAGCACCCCUCAGUGUAAGAUCGAACCGAUGGACACGCCUACCCAAAACGAGGUGAAACGGAACGACUUGCCCAUCAAACGGGAGAAGACCAAGUCGCCCGACCAAAAGGAACACAACAGCGACGAAGAAAAUGACGACGACGAUGAUGACGACAUUCGGAACAAGCAACCGCUUAACCCCCUGUGGGAGGAACACGCGUUUAUUCCCAACAUAAAAAUUUAUGAAAAAGACAACCUGGUGUGCGUGCUAAAAUAUUUCUAUGUAAACAAAUUAACGGGGUGCUUUUCGCUGACGUUUCCGCAAUAUGUGCCCCAAUUCAGGGGUGGCAUACUAUCGGAUGAAAUGGGACUAGGAAAAACCAUACAAAGUAUAGGAUUAAUAGUGCACGAUGUUUGCCAGAACAAAUUGCAUUUACAAAACAGGAACAAUGAAAAUAAGAACAACAUUACUUACUUGAUAGAGAAUACCAUCAAGGGACUUAAUUUUAAAAAAGGGGGGACAUUAAUUAUUGCCCCGUUAGCUCUGAUCUAUCAGUGGAAACAAGAAAUCGAGAAACACACCAGGGAGGGGUUCCUCACGUCCUACAUUUACUACGGCACCGCCAAGGAUAUAACCAGCGAAGAGUUGUGUAAGUUCUCCGUGGUAUUGACCACCUAUUCGACACUAGUCUCUGAGUAUAAGAACACGCUGAGUAAGAAAGGGAAUAAUGAUGAACAUAACAACCAACAAGGAAAGAUCGAUGAUAUUGCGAAAAGUAAACACGACCAUGGGGACGCUGGAUUCACCAAGGGGAGCCCAAAAGAAGAGAAAGUCAAGGAUGAGUUUCCCAACCGUGGCGCAAAAGGUAUCAGUUCGAAAACGAGUCCACAAAGUGGAACAAAUAGUGGGAGCCCCCAAAUAAACAACUUUUUCAAAAAGACUGUUCUGGGCACAAAAAUGGCAAAGACAAGUAAUAGCACGGUAAAAUCAAGUGACGAUAGGAAGAACACAAAACAGGGAACCCCGAAAAAAGAGUGUCCCUUGUAUAGAAUAACAUGGAGAAGAAUCAUUAUCGAUGAAGCACAUGUGAUAAAAAAUAAAAACUCCAUUCAGUCUAUUGCAGUGUGGAAAUUGCGAGGAGAAAGAAACUGGUGCUUGACGGGAACUCCUAUACAGAAUUCGAUCUUUGACAUUUUCCCACUGUUCAGAUUUUUAGGGAUCAAACCCUAUGGGACCAUUGAAUGGUGGAACAAAGAAAUUAUAGAUUACGUAAACAGAAGCAAAUUGAACUUAGCCCUGGAUGUAGUAAGGAAAAUAUCAUCUCCCAUUUUGCUGAGGAGAACAAAAAAGUCCAGGACAAAAAAUGGAGACUAUAUUAUAUCUCUGCCGAAGAAGAAUGUGCACCUCAUGAAGCUGAAGUUUUCCAUGGAGGAAGAAGAUUUUUACAGGGCCAUAUUUUAUCGAAGCAAAACCAAAUUUGACACAUACAUGCAUGAUGGAAAUGUGUUAAGUCAUUACUCCCACGUUUUGCAGUUAUUGCUGAGGCUGAGACAGUGCUGCUCGCACCCACUGCUUCUGUUCUCUAAGCCUUUCUUCGAGGAAUGGAAUCAAGAGGACAUAAACAACGCGCUGCAAAAAAAGGACGACGAUGAGUGGAAAGGGAAAAACGAAGGAGACAGUUAUUCCUUCCAGACAAAUGGCAGCCCUGGGAGAGACACUCCGUUUAGCAGUUCCCACCCUAAGGAUAUAGCAGAUGAUCCACCCAAACGGGGGGAUGACCUCAUAUACAACUUCAUGCUAGGGGCGACGCAUUCAAAUAAACUGGACGAUGAUUACGUCCAAAUGAUAGACCUGCUAAAAGGAGGAAAUGCAAUUCAGUGCGUAAUCUGUUUGGAAGACGCUGUGUACCCACUAAUUAGCAAAUGCAUGCAUAUCAUGUGCAAAAAAUGUGCAGACAAUUAUUUCCACUUAACCCAAAUAGCAGAGAAGAAGUGCCCAGCAUGCAAUCAAUACAUAAGUUUAAAAUCGUUGAAAACGCUACAGGAGAAUAAAUCACCUCUAGAUGAACUUCUAAAAAAAAUGAAAAAGGAAAACUUCGUGUACUCCACAAAAUUGAAGCAACUAUUUGAUCAUAUACAAAAUGACAUGAAAAAUGAACUACACAUUGUUGUAUUUUCCCAAUGGAUUGGAUUUCUUAAAAUUAUACAAAAAUUACUAACUUUGCAUAAUAUUCCCAACAAAAUAUAUGACGGAUCUUUAACAUAUGAAGAGAGAAAAGCUACUCUCCUUUGGUUUAAUGUACAAAAGGGGAAAGUGUACCAACCGGGAAUUGGAUUUACUAAACCUUCUUCUCCAAUUCCUGUAGAAAAAUUCUCUGGAAAAGUUCUCUUAUGUUCGCUGAAAGCAGGUGGAGUUGGUCUCAACCUUACCGUUUCGUCCAAAGUGUAUUUGAUGGACUUGUGGUGGAACCCGGCCAUCGAAGACCAGGCCUUUGAACGUGUCCACAGAAUUGGACAGCUAAAGGACGUUAGCAUUUACAAGUUCGUUUUGGAAAAAACAGUGGAAGAAAGAAUUCUACAAAUCCAUCAGAGCAAGCAGUACACGGCAAACCAAAUUUUAACUCAAGAGGGCAACAAACUUAACUCAGAGAUGAAAUUCGCUCCGCAGAAAUUGGGCAUGGACGACUUCAUCCUCAUGUUCAAGGAUUGGAAUGCGGAAGAGUAG